Messenger RNA from Pocillopora damicornis (cauliflower coral), 2185 nucleotides. Its product is annotated as cholinesterase. The record is from RefSeq and is a predicted model, not a curated record. NCBI's taxonomy places the organism in Eukaryota, Metazoa, Cnidaria, Anthozoa, Scleractinia, Pocilloporidae.
UUUCCUGAACUCCUCACACGUCGUAUUCCACCUCGGUUGUCACCCGGCGCUUUAUCAUCAGUGACCAAACUAAAACGGAAAGAUAACGUUUACCGCGUGACAAAAACAGGAAUGUGACUUUCCCAGACCCCUGAAUUCAGUGGUGUUGCGGCUCAAGGACGAGUUACACUGGACGCGACAAAAUGCGCUAAACACCCGACAUCAUCAGGUAACUCACACUUAUCGAUAUGAAUUGGGGGUUAGUUUUCGUAGUCACGUUUGCAAUUCUUUUUGCUUCAAAAUCAACUCGAGCUGAACCCGAGGAGAUUCAGAAUUCCCCCGUCGUUCACACCGAGUCUGGAGCAGUUAUCGGUAAAAUUGAAGCCCUUCCAAACGGUAAAUCAGUGUAUGAGUAUCUUGGUAUCCCAUAUGCAGAGCCUCCAGUUGAAGGGUUGAGGUUUGCAGCUCCAAAGCCCAUCAAACCUUGGACGGGGAUAAAACAAGCCACUGAGUUUGGAGCAACUUGUGGACAACCGGCACUGAACUAUCCUAAUGCCGGCCUUUUUCAUCCAGGGAGUGAUGAAGAGGACUGUCUUUUCCUGAACGUUUUCGUUCCAUCGACAAUUAAACCCGACGAAAAGAUGGUUGUAAUGGUUUUUAUUUAUGGCGGUGGAUACACAGAAGGUUCCUCUUCUUCGUACCCUGGUGCAGUCUUGGCCGCCUUCAAUGAUGUAAUUUUUCUGUCAUUUAAUUACCGAAUAGGAAUACUGGGAUUUUUCAACGUUCCUGGCACUGAUAUCACAGGAAAUUAUGGGAUGUUGGAUCAGGUUCUGGCAUUGAAGUGGGUUCAAAAUAACAUUGCGAGUUUUGGUGGCGAUCCAAACAAAGUGACCAUAUUUGGUGAAAGUGUUGGGGGAAAUAGUGUCUCCCUCCAUUUAAUCUCGCCAUUAUCCAAAGGCCUCUUUCAAAGAGCCAUCAUACAAAGUGGCGCAGCCUCUUCGCCUUUAUUUUGUGGAAAAGUCACUCAGCCAAAACAGUUGGAACUUUUUGCAAAGGCUAUAAACUGUCCCUUCACUUUGGGGUUAAGUUUGGUGGAGUGUGCACGAGGUAAAUCAGCUAAUGAAAUCAUCAAAGGACAGGAAGGAGUUUCUCAUGCUAAUUAUCAUGGCCCACUUGACAUCUUAGCUCCUGUAGUUGAUGGCCACUUUCUGCCAGAUCUGCCUGAAAAUCUGUUUAACACCGGCAAAUUUCAUUCAGAAGUUGACGUAAUUACUGGUUUCACUGACAACGAAGGUGCUAUGAUGGCCAUGUUCUUGCCACAACUGGUCCAAAAUGGAACGAGUCUGGACACCUUCAAAUAUCUUGUAACGAAAGGAUUGCUUUAUGCUCGGGAAAAGAGUAAACUAAUAGAGGACUUUAUCUUAUUCGAGUAUACUCACCAUGCAGACCCCGAUGACAAGGCUGCCCAUCGACAAUCAUUGAUGGACGUCAUUGGUGAUGCAUAUUUUGUAGCGCCUGCCCUACUUGAAGCCAAUGCUUUAGCAAAGGGAGGGAGGCCGCCAUUUGUAUACGUUUUCGAUUACCAGGCAGUCUUCUCGCCUUUGCCUGAGUGGUUUGGAGCUGUGCAUGGCAUGGAUGUCCCGUUUGUGUUCGGUGCACCUUUUCAAAGCUUGUCGGAACCGAUCAUUGAUAAGCUGGCAUCAAGAUUUUCUGACAUUGAAAAAGGGCUGAGCUUGUAUGUCAUGAAAAUGUGGACGGACUUUGCCAAAUAUGGAUCCCCGACGCCCCCCGAGUCAGGACCCUCACCCGUCACUUGGCCUAAAUUUACAGAGCAAGACCAGGAAUAUCUUAUCAUUGGCUUGAAACCAAAGACUAAACGCAGAUACAGGGCAAGAAGAGUGAAAUUUUGGAAUGAGAUUGUUCCUAAACUGACGGAGUUAUCACAAAUGCAGAAGAAGGAAGUUAAAACGCAAACAACAAAAGACGAGCUGUAAACGAUUACGAAAACAAAGCAUUUUUACCACAGAACUGUGAACUUUUAAAAGCUCCUUACAUCGAUGCACUUUUGUCUUUAGAAAGGAACAAUCGCUUUCUAUUUCAGUCUUUUUCAUUCCCAUGCAGAUUCGAAAUCUUUUGGUUAACAGAUAUCUUUGUUCUAGCAGCUGUGCAUUUUAUUUCAGGAUUAAAGCUCAAAAUAACACUCAAA